AUGGUUGAUCAAAGAAAGACCAGCACUCCUCUGUGGAACAGGGGGUUCCAUAGGAAUCAACCAGGUACAACAUUUCGAAGAACAAGUAAACGAGACAAAACUUCCAAUGCAGCUGAGCCAAACCUGAGGAAGCGAGGAAGCGAUCAGCUUCAAGAUAAGAUUGAAGAAGCCAAGCGACGCCUUCUGGAAAGGAACGUAAAUACGAAAACCCAAGAUAAGUCCUCCAAAGCCACUGAUGUGAUACCCUCCGGAACAAAAGGUGGUCUAAACGUCGAGUUGCAUCCCCUUUUGAGGAACAUGGCCGUCACACCCACAAUACCUAAAAACUACAAUCCCCUAAAGCCCAAAAUACGAGACUUAUUUGAUUCAAAUGCCAUGAACCCUUACUUAGAUCAAUCAUCAAUGGGUCCUAGCUCUCAUCACAAGGGUGGAGCUCUUAAAUUUAAUCCACAGGGUAAAUAUAUAGAAAAAGCUAAUGAGCUUAGGCAAAAGCAAAGAGAAGAAGACACAAGGAACAGAAAGCUCGAGGAAAUGAAAUCCAAAGGCUUGACAGCAAAUGAAGAGUUGGGAGAACAUCUCUUUAAACCCGAAUUUCCUCCUAUCGUAGAAUGGUGGGACAAACCAUAUUUGAAGGAUGUGACGCAUGGCUAUACUCUUGAAGAUUUUAAUAUUCAGUUAGAUAGCGAAGUGGCACCUGUUUCCAUUUACAUUCAGCAUCCUGUGUUGCUUGAACCCAUCUGGGAAAAACAUUUAGACACGCAAAAGUCAAUGUACUUGACAAAAAAAGAGAGAAAGAGAAUAAGAAAAAACGAUAGACAGGAAAAACUUAAAGAUCAACAAGAUCGUAUAAGGUUGGGUCUCGAACCACCGCCUCCUCCUAAAAUUAAGUUAUCAAAUUUAAUGAAUGUUCUCACUAAUGAGUCUAUUAAGGACCCAACAUCCGUUGAAAUGAGAGUGCGAAAAGAAGUAGAAGAAAGAUACCAGAAGCACAUGAAGGAGAAUGAAGACAGAAAAUUAUCUAAAGAACAGCGACAUGAGAAGAAUCAUUUGAAACAUGAGAAAGAUUUGAAAACGGGUUAUUUUACGUCAAUUUAUAAAAUUCAAAGCUUAUUGCAUCCUCAGCAUUUUUUUAAGGUCGACAUAAAUGCUAAACAAUUAGAGCUUGUUGGUAUUUGUCUUCUAAACCCCAGGUUCAAUUUGAUCAUAGUUCAAGGAGGACAAAAAAGCAUAAAAUUCUAUAAAAAAUUAUUAACUCGUAGAAUUAAUUGGCAGCAGCAAGACACAGAUUCAAAAGCCAAGGCGGACGGCGAACAUGAAGAAAAUAAAUGUACUAUUAUUUGGGAGGGACAAGUUAAGAACUUUAAUUUCAAGAAGUGGUCGAUUAUCCGAACAAAUAACGAUGAUGAAGUCUUUGAUGUUUUAAACAAAUUCGGAGUCGAAAAUUACUGGCGUGAAGCUUUAGCACUUGAAAAUGACUAA
Messenger RNA from Priceomyces carsonii, 1479 nucleotides. It is a transcript of the gene PRP3, whose product is annotated as U4/U6-U5 snRNP complex subunit. Bases 1 to 1479 code for a protein of 492 amino acids. The record is from RefSeq and is a predicted model, not a curated record. NCBI's taxonomy places the organism in Eukaryota, Fungi, Ascomycota, Pichiomycetes, Serinales, Debaryomycetaceae. The transcript has a single exon. Gene Ontology annotation, biological process: mRNA splicing, via spliceosome. Gene Ontology annotation, cellular component: U4/U6 x U5 tri-snRNP complex.